Molecule: messenger RNA, 954 nt
Organism: Exserohilum turcica Et28A
Lineage: Eukaryota; Fungi; Ascomycota; Dothideomycetes; Pleosporales; Pleosporaceae
Product: glycosyltransferase family 8 protein
Exons: 1
Molecular function (GO): glycosyltransferase activity
Source: RefSeq, a predicted model, not a curated record
CAAACCGUCAUAGAAGCAGAGUAUUCUUUCCAGAAAGACCUCGACCUGCUCCUCCCACUCCCCGCACUCCAGCGCUUCAGCGACUACAAACCACACAACUAUGUCGCGGAUAGUAGUACACCCAAAUACGCAUAUGCAACCUUCCUAGCGACUCGAAACCCCUCGCUCAAAGACCCAUACUUCCUCGCCAUCCACUCCCUCAUCCACCGCCUGCUCUGGUCCCCCAAGUCGCGCACCCAAAAACACCCUUUCAUCGUCUUUGUCGCCGACUUCGUAACCCCCGAGCAACGCGCACUACUCUCCGGGGCCGGCGCUCUCAUCCGCGAACUCGCGCCCAUCCCCUGGACGCCCAAUGUGGCCGGCGUACAAGCCCGAUGGAAAGACCUCUUCGCCAAACUCAACAUGUGGCGUGAAACCGAGUUUUCACGCAUCCUGUUCCUCGACGCCGACGCCUUCCCACUGCAGAACAUGGACGCCAUGUUCGAUCUCCCCCCGCUGAGCCAAUGCAUACCCGAGAACCUGCAUCUGGACGACUUCCUUACCGACGGCCCCGUAUGCGAACCCUACGUCUUCGCCGGGAUCCCUCAGGACCCGUUUAGCGCGGACAAUCCCAACCUCAAUGUCGGCGCCAUGGUGUUUUCCCCCUCACAACGCAUGCACGCGCGGCUGCUGCAGAACUACCCCAAGACAGACAAGUACGACUGUCUAAUGGCCGAGCAGGCUUUUCUCAACUGGCAGUUUGGCCCGCGCUCCGCGUUCCCGGCUACACGGCUCGACCGCACGUGGGGCGGUUUCUUCCCGCAGGAGGACGAGCAGGCCAAGUUGAAGGUCGUGCAUGAGAAGAUUUGGGUUGCCGACAAGGGAUGGAUGAAGGACGAGUGGGAGCAGGGCUGGAGGGAUAUGAUUGUGUUUUAUGAAUCGCUGGAAUUCGUGAGUGAGAGGGAGAGGGAUGGG